Molecule: messenger RNA, 387 nt
Organism: Aplosporella prunicola CBS 121167
Lineage: Eukaryota; Fungi; Ascomycota; Dothideomycetes; Botryosphaeriales; Aplosporellaceae
Exons: 2
Coding region: 1-387 (128 amino acids)
Biological process (GO): transcription by RNA polymerase II
Cellular component (GO): RNA polymerase II, core complex
Molecular function (GO): DNA binding; protein dimerization activity
Source: RefSeq, a predicted model, not a curated record
AUGAAGUCGCACAAUCCGGCUGACAACCAGUUCGACAGAUUCGAGCUCUUCCUGCUCGGUGACGGCGAGAAGAAAGUCACCUGGAAGUUGGAUACGCGCGUCCCCAACACAGCCAUCUUCACCUUCAACAAAGAAGACCACACAAUCGGCAACCUGCUCAGCAAGCGACUGCACAAAUACCCGACGGUCAAGUUCGCUGGCUACCAAAUCCCGCACCCGCUGUUCGCGACGUUCGACCUGCGCGUCAGCACCGACGGCUCCGUGUCCCCGAAGGAGGCCAUUGUCCAGGCCUGCCGCGACGUCGUGCAGGACCUUGAGGUCUUUAGCCGCGAGUUCACCAAGGAGAUGGAGCUGAAGAAGAUUGCCAAGGCCGGGGGCGAGGCUUGA